AUGGGAGGGAAGUUGAUGUUAGGGCGAGAAGGGAACGGAGGAGGGGGGCAGGAAAAUGCGCGUGCGAGAACGGGGGGGCGAGGGGAGAUGCAGAGCAGUGAAGGGAAGGAAAUGAAGGGCAAGGGCGCAGCGCAGCAUCCCAGAACAGCACGCGCGGGGGAAGUUGGAACUCCGGACCGGAGGGGCGGGGAGGGGGAAAGCCGCGAACGAUUGCCACUUGGAGCUCCCACUGGCUCGUUUGUCUUUGCUGCAGCACUACCUCCUGCUUCAUUCGCCUUAUCACCUGGUGGUGGUGCAGGCCGUUUCUCCCCCAUCAGUUUCCACCCAUCAGUUUCUCCCCCAUCAGUUUCUCCCCCAUCAGUUUCUCCACAUCAGUUUCUCUCCCAUCAGUUUCUCCCCCAUCAGUUUCUCCCCCAUCAGUUUCUCCCCCAUCGGUUUCUCCCCCAUCGGUUUCUCCCCCAUCAGUUUCUCCCCCAUCAGUUUCUCCCCCAUCAGUUUCUCCCCAUCAGUUUCUCCCCAUCAGUUUCUCCCCAUCAGUUUCUCCCCCAUCAGUUUCUCCCCCAUCAGUUUCUCCCCCAUCAGUUUCUCCCCCAUCAGUUUCUCCCCAUCAGUUUCUCCCCCAUCAGUUUCUCCCCCAUCAGUUUCUCCCCCAUCAGUUUCUCUCCCCAUCAGUUUCUCCCCCAUCGGUUUCUCCCCCCAUCGGUUUCUCCCCCAUCGGUUUCUCCCCAUCAGUUUUCUCCCCCAUCAGUUUCUCCCCAUCAGUUUCUCCCCAUCAGUUUCUCCCCAUCAGUUUCUCCCCCAUCAGGUUUCUCCCCCAUCAGUUUCUCCCCAUCAGUUUCUCCCCCAUCAGUUUCUCCCCCAUCAGUUUCUCCCCCAUCAGUUUCUCCCCCAUCAGUUUCUCCCCCAUCAGUUUCUCCCCAUCAGUUUCUCCCCCAUCAGUUUCUCCCCAUCAGUUUCUCCCCAUCAGUUUCUCCCCCAUCAGUUUCUCCCCCAUCAGUUUCUCCCCCAUCAGUUUCUCCCCCAUCAGUUUCUCCCCCAUCAGUUUCUCCCCCAUCAGUUUCUCCCCAUCAGUUUCUCCCCCAUCAGUUUCUCCCCCAUCAGUUUCUCCCCCAUCAGUUUCUCCCCCAUCAGUUUCUCCCCCAUCAGUUUCUCCCCCAUCAGUUUCUCCCCAUCAGUUUCUCCCCCAUCAGUUUCUCCCCAUCAGUUUCUCCCCCAUCAGUUUCUCCCCCAUCAGUUUCUCCCCCAUCAGUUUCUCCCCCAUCAGUUUCUCCCCCAUCAGUUUCUCCCCCAUCAGUUUCUCCCCAUCAGUUUCUCCACAGCAGUUUCUCCCCAUCAGUUUCUCCCCAUCAGUUUCUCCCCCAUCAGUUUCUCCCCCAUCAGUUUCUCCCCCAUCGGUUUCUCCCCCAUCGGUUUCUCCCCCAUCGGUUUCUCCCCCAUCGGUUUCUCCCCCAUCAGUUUCUCCCCCAUCAGUUUCUCCCCCAUCAGUUUCUCCCCCAUCAGUUUCUCCCCAUCAGUUUCUCCCCAUCGGUUUCUCCCCCAUCGGUUUCUCCCCCAUCAGUUUCUCCCCCAUCAGUUUCUCCCCCAUCAGUUUCUCCCCAUCAGUUUCUCCCCCAUCAGUUUCUCCCCAUCAGUUUCUCCCCCAUCAGUUUCUCCCCCAUUAGUUUCUCCCCCAUCAGUUUCUCCCCCAUCAGUUUCUCCCCCAUCAGUUUCUCCCCAUCAGUUUCUCCCCCAUCAGUUUCUCCCCCAUCAGUUUCUCCACAGCAGUUUCUCCCCAUCAGUUUCUCCCCAUCAGUUUCUCCCCCAUCAGUUUCUCCCCCAUCAGUUUCAGUUUCUCCCCCAUCGGUUUCUCCCCCAUCGGUUUCUCCCCCAUCGGUUUCUCCCCCAUCAGUUUCUCCCCCAUCAGUUUCUCCCCCAUCAGUUUCUCCCCCAUCAGUUCUCCCCCAUCAGUUUCUCCCCCAUCAGUUUCUCCCCCAUCAGUUUCUCCCCCAUCAGUUUCUCCCCCAUCAGUUUCUCCCCCAUCAGUUUCUCCCCAUCAGUUUCUCCCCAUCAGUUUCUCCCCCAUCAGUUUCUCCCCCAUCAGUUUCAGUUUCUCCCCCAUCGGUUUCUCCCCCAUCGGUUUCUCCCCCAUCAGUUUCUCCCCCAUCAGUUUCUCCCCCAUCAGUUUCUCCCCCAUCAGUUUCUCCCCCAUCAGUUUCUCCCCCAUCAGUUUCUCCCCAUCAGUUUCUCCCCAUCAGUUUCUCCCCAUCAGUUUCUCCCCCAUCAGUUUCUCCCCCAUCAGUUUCUCCCCCAUCAGUUUCUCCCCCAUCAGUUUCUCCCCCAUCAGUUUCUCCCCAUCAGUUUCUCCCCAUCAGUUUCUCCCCAUCAGUUUCUCCCCCAUCAGUUUCUCCCCAUCAGUUUCUCCCCCAUCAGUUUCUCCCCCAUCAGUUUCUCCCCCAUCAGUUUCUCCCCCAUCAGUUUCUCCCCCAUCAGUUUCUCCCCCAUCAGUUUCUCCCCCAUCAGUUUCUCCCCCAUCAGUUUCUCCCCAUCAGUUUCUCCCCCAUCAGUUUCUCCCCCAUCAGUUUCUCCCCCAUCAGUUUCUCCCCCAUCAGUUUCUCCCCAUCAGUUUCUCCCCCAUCAGUUUCUCCCCCAUCAGUUUCUCCCCCAUCAGUUUCUCCCCAUCGUUUCUCUCCCCCAUCGGUUUCUCCCCCAUCGUUUCUCCCCCAUCGGUUUCUCCCCCAUCAGUUUCUCCCCCAUCAGUUUCUCCCCCAUCAGUUUCUCCCCCAUCAGUUUCUCCCCAUCAGUUUCUCCCCAUCAGUUUCUCCCCAUCAGUUUCUCCGCUAUCAGUUUCUCCCCCAUCAGUUUCUCCCCCAUCAGUUUCUCCCCCAUCAGUUUCUCCCCAUCAGUUUCUCCCCAUCAGUUUCUCCCCCAUCAGUUUCUCCCCAUCAGUUUCUCCCCAUCAGUUUCUCCCCAUCAGUUUCUCCCCCAUCAGUUUCUCCCCCAUCAGUUUCUCCCCCAUCAGUUUCUCCCCCAUCAGUUUCUCCCCCAUCAGUUUCUCCCCAUCAGUUUCUCCCCCAUCAGUUUCUCCCCCAUCAGUUUCAGUUUCUCCCCCAUCGGUUUCUCCCCCAUCGGUUUCUCCCCCAUCAGUUUCUCCCCCAUCAGUUUCUCCCCCAUCAGUUUCUCCCCCAUCAGUUUCUCCCCCAUCAGUUUCUCCCCCAUCAGUUUCUCCCCCAUCAGUUUCUCCCCCAUCAGUUUCUCCCCCAUCAGUUUCUCCCCAUCAGUUUCUCCCCCAUCAGUUUCUCCCCCAUCAGUUUCUCCACAGCAGUUUCUCCCCAUCAGUUUCUCCCCAUCAGUUUCUCCCCCAUCAGUUUCUCCCCCAUCAGUUUCACUUUCUCCCCCAUCGGUUUCUCCCCCAUCGGUUUCUCCCCCAUCGGUUUCUCCCCCAUCAGUUUCUCCCCCAUCAGUUUCUCCCCCAUCAGUUUCUCCCCCAUCAGUUUCUCCCCAUCAGUUUCUCCCCAUCAGUUUCUCCCCAUCAGUUUCUCCCCAUCAGUUUCUCCCCCAUCAGUUUCUCCCCCAUCAGUUUCUCCCCCAUCAGUUUCUCCCCCAUCAGUUUCUCCCCCAUCAGUUUCUCCCCCAUCAGUUUCUCCACAGCAGUUUCUCCCCAUCAGUUUCUCCCCAUCAGUUUCUCCCCCAUCAGUUUCUCCCCCAUCAGUUUCAGUUUCUCCCCCAUCGGUUUCUCCCCCAUCGGUUUCUCCCCCAUCGGUUUCUCCCCCAUCAGUUUCUCCCCCAUCAGUUUCUCCCCCAUCAGUUUCUCCCCCAUCAGUUUCUCCCCAUCAGUUUCUCCCCAUCAGUUUCUCCCCCAUCAGUUUCUCCCCCAUCAGUUUCUCCCCCAUCAGUUUCUCCCCCAUCAGUUUCUCCCCCAUCAGUUUCUCCCCAUCAGUUUCUCCCCCAUCAGUUUCUCCCCCAUCAGUUUCAGUUUCUCCCCCAUCGGUUUCUCCCCCAUCGGUUUCUCCCCCAUCGGUUUCUCCCCCAUCAGUUUCUCCCCAUCAGUUUCUCCCCAUCAGUUUCUCAGUUCUCCCCCAUCAGUUUCUCCCCCAUCAGUUUCAGUUUCUCCCCCAUCGGUUUCUCCCCCAUCGGUUUCUCCCCCAUCGGUUUCUCCCCCAUCAGUUUCUCCCCCAUCAGUUUCUCCCCCAUCAGUUUCUCCCCCAUCAGUUUCUCCCCCAUCAGUUUCUCCCCCAUCAGUUUCUCCCCCAUCAGUUUCUCCCCCAUCAGUUUCUCCCCAUCAGUUUCUCCCCCAUCAGUUUCUCCCCCAUCAGUUUCAGUUUCUCCCCCAUCGGUUUCUCCCCCAUCGGUUUCUCCCCCAUCAGUUUCUCCCCCAUCAGUUUCUCCCCCAUCAGUUUCUCCCCCAUCAGUUUCUCCCCCAUCAGUUUCUCCCCCAUCAGUUUCUCCCCAUCAGUUUCUCCCCAUCAGUUUCUCCCCAUCAGUUUCUCCCCCAUCAGUUUCUCCCCCAUCAGUUUCUCCCCCAUCAGUUUCUCCCCCAUCAGUUUCUCCCCAUCAGUUUCUCCCCCAUCAGUUUCUCCCCAUCAGUUUCUCCCCCAUCAGUUUCUCCCCAUCAGUUUCUCCCCCAUCAGUUUCUCCCCCAUCAGUUUCUCCCCCAUCAGUUUCUCCCCAUCAGUUUCUCCCCCAUCAGUUUCUCCCCCAUCAGUUUCUCCCCCAUCAGUUUCUCCCCAUCAGUUUCUCCCCCAUCAGUUUCUCCACAUCAGUUUCUCCCCAUCAGUUUCUCCCCCAUCAGUUUCUCCCCCAUCAGUUUCUCCCCCUCAGUUUCUCCCCCAUCGGUUUCUCCCCCAUCGGUUUCUCCCCCAUCGGUUUCUCCCCCAUCGGUUUCUCCCCCAUCAGUUUCUCCCCCAUCAGUUUCUCCCCCAUCAGUUUCUCCCCCAUCAGUUUCUCCCCCAUCAGUUUCUCCCCAUCAGUUUCUCCCCAUCAGUUUCUCCCCCAUCGGUUUCUCCCCCAUCAGUUUCUCCCCAUCAGUUUCUCCCCAUCAGUUUCUCCCCCAUCAGUUUCUCCCCCAUCAGUUUCUCCCCAUCAGUUUCUCCCCCAUCAGUUUCUCCCCAUCAGUUUCUCCCCAUCAGUUUCUCCCCAUCAGUUUCUCCCCCAUCAGUUUCUCCCCCAUCAGUUUCUCCCCCAUCAGUUUCUCCCCCAUCAGUUUCUCCCCCAUCAGUUUCUCCCCAUCAGUUUCUCCCCCAUCAGUUUCUCCCCCAUCAGUUUCAGUUUCUCCCCCAUCGGUUUCUCCCCCAUCGGUUUCUCCCCCAUCAGUUUCUCCCCCAUCAGUUUCUCCCCCAUCAGUUUCUCCCCCAUCAGUUUCUCCCCCAUCAGUUUCUCCCCCAUCAGUUUCUCCCCCAUCAGUUUCUCCCCCAUCAGUUUCUCCCCCAUCAGUUUCUCCCCAUCAGUUUCUCCCCCAUCAGUUUCUCCCCCAUCAGUUUCUCCACAGCAGUUUCUCCCCAUCAGUUUCUCCCCAUCAGUUUCUCCCCCAUCAGUUUCUCCCCCAUCAGUUUCACUUUCUCCCCCAUCGGUUUCUCCCCAUCGGUUUUCUCCCCCAUCGGUUUCUCCCCCAUCAGUUUCUCCCCCAUCAGUUUCUCCCCCAUCAGUUUCUCUCCCAUCAGUUUCUCCCCCAUCAGUUUCUCCCCAUCAGUUUCUCCCCCAUCAGUUUCUCCCCCAUCAGUUUCUCCACAGCAGUUUCUCCCCAUCAGUUUCUCCCCAUCAGUUUCUCCCCCAUCAGUUUCUCCCCCAUCAGUUUCAGUUUCUCCCCCAUCGGUUUCUCCCCCAUCGGUUUCUCCCCCAUCGGUUUCUCCCCCAUCAGUUUCUCCCCAUCAGUUUCUCCCCCAUCAGUUUCUCCCCCAUCAGUUUCUCCCCAUCAGUUUCUCCCCAUCAGUUUCUCCCCCAUCAGUUUCUCCCCCAUCAGUUUCUCCCCCAUCAGUUUCUCCCCCAUCAGUUUCUCCCCCAUCAGUUUCUCCCCAUCAGUUUCUCCCCCAUCAGUUUCUCCCCCAUCAGUUUCAGUUCAUCGGUUCUCCCCCAUCGGUUUCUCCCCAUCGGUUUCUCCCCCAUCAGUUUCUCCCCCAUCAGUUUCUCCCCCAUCAGUUUCUCCCCCAUCAGUUUCUCCCCCAUCAGUUUCUCCCCAUCAGUUUCUCCCCAUCAGUUUCUCCCCAUCAGUUUCUCCCCCAUCAGUUUCUCCCCCAUCAGUUUCUCCCCCAUCAGUUUCUCCCCCAUCAGUUUCUCCCCCAUCAGUUUCUCCCCAUCAGUUUCUCCCCCAUCAGUUUCUACCCAUCAGUUUCUCCCCAUCAGUUUCUCCCCAUCAGUUUCUCCCCCAUUAGUUUCUCCCCCAUCAGUUUCUCCCCCAUCAGUUUCUCCCCCAUCAGUUUCUCCCCCAUCAGUUUCUCCCCAUCAGUUUCUCCCCCAUCAGUUUCUCCCCCAUCAGUUUCUCCCCAUCAGUUUCUCCCCCAUCAGUUUCUCCCCCAUCAGUUUCUCCCCCAUCAGUUUCUCCCCCAUCAGUUUCUCCCCCAUCAGUUUCUCCCCAUCAGUUUCUCCCCCAUCAGUUUCUCCCCCAUCAGUUUCAGUUUCUCCCCCAUCGGUUUCUCCCCCAUCGGUUUCUCCCCCAUCGGUUUCUCCCCCAUCGGUUUCUCCCCCAUCAGUUUCUCCCCCAUCAGUUUCUCCCCCAUCAGUUUCUCCCCCAUCAGUUUCUCCCCCAUCAGUUUCUCCCCAUCAGUUUCUCCCCAUCAGUUUCUCCGCUAUCAGUUUCUCCCCCAUCAGUUUCUCCCCCAUCAGUUUCUCCCCCAUCAGUUUCUCCCCCAUCGGUUUCUCCCCCAUCAGUUUCUCCCCCAUCAGUUUCUCCCCCAUCAGUUUCUCCCCCAUCAGUUUCUCCCCCAUCAGUUUCUCCCCCAUCAGUUUCUCCCCCAUCAGUUUCUCCCCCAUCAGUUUCUCCCCAUCAGUUUCUCCCCCAUCAGUUUCUCCCCCAUCAGUUUCUCCCCAUCAGUUUCUCCCCCAUCAGUUUCUCCCCCAUCAGUUUCUCCCCCAUCAGUUUCUCCCCCAUCAGUUUCUCCCCCAUCAGUUUCUCCCCCAUCAGUUUCAGUUUCUCCCCCAUCGGUUUUCUCCCCCAUCGGUUUCUCCCCCAUCGGUUUCUCCCCCAUCAGUUUCUCCCCCAUCAGUUUCUCCCCCAUCAGUUUCUCCCCCAUCAGUUUCUCCCCCAUCAGUUUCUCCCCAUCAAUUUCUCCCCAUCAGUUUCUCCCCCAUCAGUUUCUCCCCCAUCAGUUUCUCCCCCAUCAGUUUCUCCCCCAUCAGUUUCUCCCCAUCAGUUUCUCCCCAUCAGUUUCUCCCCAUCAGUUUCUCCCCCAUCAGUUUCUCCCCCAUCAGUUUCUCCCCCAUCAGUUUCUCCCCAUCAGUUUCUCCCCAUCAGUUUCUCCCCCAUCAGUUUCUCCCCCAUCAGUUUCUCCCCCAUCAGUUUCUCCCCCAUCAGUUUCUCCCCAUCAGUUUCUCCCCAUCAGUUUCUCCAUCUUUUCUCCCCCAUCAGUUUCUCCCCCAUCAGUUUCUCCCCCAUCAGUUUCUCCCCCAUCAGUUUCUCCCCCAUCAGUUUUCUCCCCCAUCAGUUUCUCCCCCAUCAGUUUCUCCCCCAUCAGUUUCUCCCCCAUCAGUUUCUCCCCAUCAGUUUCUCCCCCAUCAGUUUCUCCCCCAUCAGUUUCUCCCCCAUCAGUUUCUCCCCCAUCAGUUUCUCCCCCAUCAGUUUCUCCCCCAUCAGUUUCUCCCCAUCAGUUUUCUCCCCCAUCAGUUUUCUCCCCAAUCAGUUUCUCCCCCAUCAGUUUCUCCCCCAUCAGGUUUCUCCCCAUCAGUUUCUCCCCCAUCAGUUUCUCCCCCAUCAGUUUCUCCCCAUCAGUUUCUCCCCCAUCAGUUUCUCCCCAUCAGUUUCUCCCCCAUCAGUUCUCCCCAUCAGUUUCUCCCCAUCAGUUUCUCCCCCAUCAGUUUUCUCCCCCAUCAGUUUUCUCCCCAUCAGUUUCUCCCCCAUCAGUUUCUCCCCCAUCAGUUUCUCCCCCAUCAGUUUCUCCCCCAUCAGUUUCUCCCCAUCAGUUUUCUCCCCCAUCAGUUUCUCCCCCAUCAGUUUCUCCCCCAUCAGUUUCUCCCCCAUCAGUUUCUCCCCCAUCAGUUUCUCCCCCAUUCAGUUUCUCCCCAUCAGUUUCUCCCCCAUCAGUUUCUCCCCCAUCAGUUUCUCCCCCAUCAGUUUCUCCCCAUCAGUUUCUCCCCCAUCAGUUUCUCCCCCAUCAGUUUCUCCCCAUCAGUUUCUCCCCCAUCAGUUUCUCCCCCCAUCAGUUUCAGUUCUCCCCCAUCGGUUUCUCCCCCAUCGGUUUCUCCCCCAUCGGUUUCUCCCCCAUCAGUUUCUCCCCCAUCAGUUUUCUCCCCCAUCAGUUUCUCCCCCAUCAGUUUCUCCCCCAUCAGUUUCUCCCCAUCAAUUUCUCCCCCAUCAGUUUCUCCCCCAUCAGUUUCUCCCCCAUCAGUUUCUCCCCCAUCAGUUUCUCCCCCAUCAGUUUCUCCCCCAUCAGUUUCUCCCCCAUCAGUUUCUCCCCCAUCAGUUUCUCCCCAUCAGUUUCUCCCCCAUCAGUUUCUCCCCCAUCAGUUUCUCCCCAUCAGUUUCUCCCCCAUCAGUUUCUCCCCCAUCAGUUUCUCCCCCAUCAGUUUCUCCCCCAUCAGUUUCUCCCCCAUCAGUUUCAGUUUCUCCCCCAUCGGUUUCUCCCCCAUCGGUUUCUCCCCCAUCGGUUUCUCCCCCAUCAGUUUCUCCCCCAUCAGUUUCUCCCCCAUCAGUUUCUCCCCCAUCAGUUUCUCCCCCAUCAGUUUCUCCCCAUCAAUUUCUCCCCAUCAGUUUCUCCCCCAUCAGUUUCUCCCCCAUCAGUUUCUCCCCCAUCAGUUUCUCCCCCAUCAGUUUCUCCCCAUCAGUUUCUCCCCCAUCAGUUUCUCCCCCAUCAGUUUCUCCCCCAUCAGUUUCUCCCCCAUCAGUUUCUCCCCAUCAGUUUCUCCCCAUCAGUUUCUCCCCCAUCGGUUUCUCCCCCAUCAGUUUCUCCCCCAUCAGUUUCUCCCCCAUCAGUUUCUCCCCCAUCAGUUUCUCCCCCAUCAGUUUCUCCACAGCAGUUUCUCCCCAUCAGUUUCUCCCCAUCAGUUUCUCCCCCAUCAGUUUCUCCCCAUCAGUUUCAGUUUCUCCCCCAUCGGUUUCUCCCCCAUCGGUUUCUCCCCCAUCGGUUUCUCCCCCAUCAGUUUCUCCCCCAUCAGUUUCUCCCCCAUCAGUUUCUCCCCCAUCAGUUUCUCCCCAUCAGUUUCUCCCCAUCAGUUUCUCCCCCAUCAGUUUCUCCCCCAUCAGUUUUCUCCCCCAUCAGUUUCUCCCCCAUCAGUUUCUCCCCCAUCAGUUUCUCCCCAUCAGUUUCUCCCCCAUCAGUUUCUCCCCAUCAGUUUCAGUUUCUCCCCCAUCGGUUUCUCCCCCAUCGGUUUCUCCCCCAUCAGUUUCUCCCCCAUCAGUUUCUCCCCCAUCAGUUUCUCCCCCAUCAGUUUCUCCCCCAUCAGUUUCUCCCCCAUCAGUUUCUCCCCAUCAGUUUCUCCCCAUCAGUUUCUCCCCAUCAGUUUCUCCCCCAUCAGUUUCUCCCCCAUCAGUUUCUCCCCCAUCAGUUUCUCCCCCAUCAGUUUCUCCCCCAUCAGUUUCUCCCCAUCAGUUUCUCCCCCAUCAGUUUCUCCCCAUCAGUUUCUCCCCAUCAGUUUCUCCCCAUCAGUUUCUCCCCCAUUCAGUUUCUCCCCCAUCAGUUUCUCCCCCAUCAGUUUCUCCCCCAUCAGUUUCUCCCCCAUCAGUUUCUCCCCAUCAGUUUCUCCCCCAUCAGUUUCUCCCCCAUCAGUUUCUCCCCCAUCAGUUUCUCCCCCAUCAGUUUCUCCCCCAUCAGUUUCUCCCCCAUCAGUUUCUCCCCCAUCAGUUUCUCCCCCAUCAGUUUCUCCCCCAUCAGUUCUCCCCCAUCAGUUUCUCCCCCAUCAGUUUCUCCCCCAUCGGUUUCUCCCCCAUCGGUUUCUCCCCCAAUCGGUUUCUCCCCCAUCAGGUUUCUCCCCCAUCAGUUUCUCCCCCAUCAGUUUCUCCCCCAUCAGUUUCUCCCCCAUCAGUUUCUCCCCAUCAGUUUCUCCCCAUCAGUUUCUCCCCAUCAGUUUCUCCCCCAUCAGUUUCUCCCCCAUCAGUUUCUCCCCCAUCAGUUUCUCCCCCAUCAGUUUCUCCCCCAUCAGUUUCUCCCCCAUCAGUUUCUCCCCCAUCAGUUUCUCCCCCAUCAGUUUCUCCCCAUCAGUUUCUCCCCCAUCAGUUUCUCCCCCAUCAGUUUCUCCCCCAUCAGUUUCUCCCCCAUCAGUUUCUCCCCCAUCAGUUUCUCCCCAUCAGUUUCUCCCCCAUCAGUUUCUCCCCCAUCAGUUUCUCCCCCAUCAGUUUCUCCCCCAUCAGUUUCUCCCCCAUCAGUUUCUCCCCCAUCAGUUUCUCCCCCAUCAGUUUCUCCCCCAUCAGUUUCAGUUUCUCCCCCAUCGGUUUCUCCCCCAUCGGUUUCUCCCCCAUCGGUUUCUCCCCCAUCAGUUUCUCCCCCAUCAGUUUCUCCCCCAUCAGUUUCUCCCCCAUCAGUUCUCCCCCAUCAGUUUCUCCCCAUCAAUUUCUCCCCAUCAGUUUCUCCCCCAUCAGUUUCUCCCCCAUCAGUUUCUCCCCCAUCAGUUUCUCCCCCAUCAGUUUCUCCCCAUCAGUUUCUCCCCAUCAGUUUCUCCCCCAUCAGUUUCUCCCCCAUCAGUUUCUCCCCCAUCAGUUUCUCCCCAUCAGUUUCUCCCCAUCAGUUUCUCCCCCAUCAGUUUCUCCCCCAUCAGUUUCUCCCCCAUCAGUUUCUCCCCCAUCAGUUUCUUCCCCCAUCAGUUUCUCCCCAUCAGUUUCUCCCCCAUCAGUUUCUCCCCCAUCAGUUUCUCCCCCAUCAGUUUCUCCCCAUCAGUUUCUCCCCCAUCAGUUUCUCCCCCAUCAGUUUCUCCCCCAUCAGUUUCUCCCCCAUCAGUUUCUCCCCCAUCAGUUUCUCCCCAUCAGUUUCUCCCCCAUCAGUUUCUCCCCCAUCAGUUUUCUCCCCCAUCAGUUUCUCCCCCAUCAGUUUUCUCCCCCAUCAGUUUCUCCCCCAUCAGUUUCUCCCCCAUCAGUUUCUCCCCCAUCAGUUUCUCCCCAAUCAGUUUCUCCCCAUCAGUUUCUCCCCCAUCAGUUUUCUCCCCAUCAGUUUCUCCCCCAUCAGUUUCUCCCCCAUCAGUUUCUCCCCAUCAGUUUCUCCCCCAUCAGUUUCUCCCCCAUCAGUUUCUCCCCCAUCAGUUUCUCCCCCAUCAGUUUCUCCCCCAUCAGUUUCUCCCCCAUCAGUUUCUCCCCAUCAGUUUCUCCCCCAUCAGUUUCUCCCCAUCAGUUUCUCCCCCAUCAGUUUCUCCCCCAUCAGUUUCUCCCCAUCAGUUUCUCCCCCAUCAGUUUCUCCCCCAUCAGUUUCUCCCCCAUCAGUUUCUCCCCCAUCAGUUUCUCCCCCAUCAGUUUCUCCCCCAUCAGUUUCUCCCCAUCAGUUUCUCCCCCAUCAGUUUCUCCCCCAUCAGUUUCUCCCCAUCAGUUUCUCCCCCAUCAGUUUCUCCCCCAUCAGUUUCUCCCCCAUCAGUUUCUCCCCCAUCAGUUUCUCCCCCAUCAGUUUCAGUUUCUCCCCCAUCGGUUUCUCCCCCCAUCGGUUUCUCCCCCAUCGGUUUCUCCCCCAUCAGUUUCUCCCCCAUCAGUUUCUCCCCAUCAGUUUCUCCCCCAUCAGUUUCUCCCCCAUCAGUUUCUCCCCAUCAAUUUCUCCCCCAUCAGUUUCUCCCCCAUCAGUUUCUCCCCCAUCAGUUUCUCCCCCAUCAGUUUCUCCCCCAUCAGUUUCUCCCCCAUCAGUUUCUCCCCCAUCAGUUUCUCCCCCAUCAGUUUCUCCCCAUCAGUUUCUCCCCCAUCAGUUUCUCCCCCAUCAGUUUCUCCCCAUCAGUUUCUCCCCCAUCAGUUUCUCCCCCAUCAGUUUCUCCCCCAUCAGUUUCUCCCCAUCAGUUUCUCCCCCAUCAGUUUCAGUUUCUCCCCCAUCGGUUUCUCCCCCAUCGGUUUCUCCCCCAUCGGUUUCUCCCCCAUCAGUUUCUCCCCAUCAGUUCUCCCCCAUCCAGUUUCUCCCCAUCAGUUUCUCCCCCAUCAGUUUCUCCCCAUCAAUUUCUCCCCAUCAGUUUCUCCCCCAUCAGUUUCUCCCCCAUCAGUUUCUCCCCCAUCAGUUUCUCCCCCAUCAGUUUCUCCCCAUCAGUUUCUCCCCCAUCAGUUUCUCCCCCAUCAGUUUCUCCCCCAUCAGUUUCUCCCCCAUCAGUUUCUCCCCCAUCAGUUUCUCCCCCAUCAGUUUCUCCCCCAUCAGUUUCUCCCCCAUCAGUUUCUCCCCCAUCAGUUUCUCCCCCAUCAGUUUCUCCCCCAUCAGUUUCUCCCCCAUCAGUUUCUCCCCAAUCAGUUUCUCCCCAUCAGUUUCUCCCCCAUCAGUUUCUCCCCCAUCAGUUUCUCCCCCAUCAGUUUCUCCCCCAUCAGUUUCUCCCCAUCAGUUUCUCCCCCAUCAGUUUCUCCCCCAUCAGUUUCUCCCCCAUCAGUUUCUCCCCCAUCAGUUUCUCCCCAUCAGUUUCUCCCCCAUCAGUUUCUCCCCAUCAGUUUCUCCCCCAUCAGUUUUCUCCCCCAUCAGUUCUCCCCCAUCAGUUUCUCCCCCAUCAGUUUCUCCCCCAUCAGUUUCUCCCCCAUCAGUUUCUCCCCAUCAGUUUCUCCCCCAUCAGUUUCUCCCCCAUCAGUUUUCUCCCCCAUCAUUUUCUCCCCCAUCAGUUUCUCCCCCAUCAGUUUCUCCCCCAUCAGUUUCUCCCCCAUCAGGUUUCCUCCCCAUCAGUUUCUCCCCAUCAGUUUUCUCCCCAUCAGUUUCUCCCCCAUCAGUUUCUCCCCCAUCAGUUUCUCCCCCAUCAGUUUCUCCCCCAUCAGUUUCUCCCCCAUCAGUUUUCUCCCCCAUCAGUUCUCCCCCAUCAGUUUCUCCCCCAUCAGUUUCUCCCCAUCAGUUUCUCCCCCAUCAGUUUCUCCCCAUCAGUUUCUCCCCCAUCAGUUUCUCCCCAUCAGUUUCUCCCCAUCAGUUUCUCCCCAUCAGUUUCUCCCCCAUCAGUUUCUCCCCCAUCAGUUUCUUCCCCCAUCAGUUGUCUCCCCAUCAGUUCUCCCCAUCAGUUUCUCCCCAUCAGUUUCUCCCCCAUCAGUUUCUCCCCAUCAGUUUCUCCCCCAUCAGUUUCUCCCCAUCAGUUUCUCCCCCAUCAGUUUUCUCCCCCAUCAGUUUCUCCCCCAUCAGUUUCUCCCCCAUCAGUUUCUCCCCAUCAGUUUCUCCCCCAUCAGUGUUCUCCCCCAAGUUUCUCCCCCAUCAGUUUCUCCCCCAUCAGUUCUCACCCCUCAGUUUCUCCCCCAUCAGUUUCUCCCCCAUCAGUUUCUCCCCCCAUCAGUUUCUCCCCCAUCAGUUUACUCCCCAUCAGUUUCUCCCCCAUCAGUUUCUCCCCAUCAGUUUCUCCCCCAUCAGUUUCUCCCCCAUCAGUUUCUCCCCAUCAGUUUCUCCCCCAUCAGUUUCUCCCCCAUCAGUUUCUCCCCCAUCAGUUUCUCCCCCAUCAGUUUCUCCCCAUCAGUUUCUCCCCCAUCUAUUUUCUCCCCAUCAGUUUCUCCCCCAUCAGUUUCUCCCCCAUCAGUUUUCUCCCCCAUCAGUUCUCCCCCAUCAGUUUCUCCCCCAUCAGUUUUCUCCCCCAUCAGUUUCUCCCCCAUCAGUUUCUCCCCCAUCAGUUUCUCCCCAUCAGUUUCUCCCCCAUCAGUUUCUCCCCAUCAGUUUCUCCCCAUCAGUUUCUCCCAUCAGUUUCUCCCCCAUCAGUUUCUCCCCCAUCAGUUUCUCCACAGCAGUUUCUCCCCAUCAGUUUCUCCCCCAUCAGUUUCUCCACAUCAGUUUCUCCCCAUCAGUUUCUCCCCCAUCAGUUUCUCCCCCAUCAGUUUCUCCCCCAUCAGUUUCUCCCCCAUCAGUUUCUCCCCAUCAGUUUCUCCCCAUCAGUUUCUCCCCCAUCAGUUUCUCCCCCAUCAGUUUCUCCCCAUCAGUUUCUCCCCAUCAGUUUCUCCCCCAUCAGUUUCUCCCCCAUCAGUUUCUCCCCCAUCAGUUUCUCCCCCAUCAGUUUCUCCCCCAUCAGUUUCUCCCCCAUCAGUUUCUCCCCAUCAGUUUCUCCCCCAUCAGUUUCUCCCCCAUCAGUUUCUCCCCCAUCGUUCUCCCCCAUCAGUUUCUCCCCAUCAGUUUCUCCCCCAUCAGUUUCUCCCCAUCAGUUUCUCCCCCAUCAAUUUCUCCACAGCAGUUUCUCCCCAUCAGUUUCUCCCCCAUCAGUUUCUCCCCCAUCAGUUUCUCCCCCAUCAGUUUCUCCCCAUCAGUUUCUCCGCAUCAGUUUCUCCCCCAUCAGUUUCUCCCCAUCAGUUUCUCCCCAUCAGUUUCUCCCCCAUCAGUUUCUCCCCCAUCAGUUUCUCCCCCAUCAGUUUCUCCCCCAUCAGUUUCUCCCCCAUCAGUUUCUCCCCAUCAGUUUCUCCCCUCAGUUUCUCCCCCAUCAGUUUCUCCCCCAUCAGUUUUCUCCCCCAUCAGUUUCUCCCCCAUCAGUUUCUCCCCAUCAGUUUCUCCCCCAUCAGUUUCUCCCCCAUCAGUUUCUCCCCCAUCAGUUUCUCCCCCAUCAGUUUCUCCCCCAUCAGUUUCUCCCCCAUCAGUUUCUCCCCAUCAGUUUCUCCCCAUCAGUUCUCCCCAUCAGUUUCUCCCCAAUCAGUUUCUCCCCCAUCAGUUUCUCCCCCAUCAGUUUCUCCCCCCAUCAGUUUCUCCCCCAUCAGUUUCUCCCCACAGUUUCUCCCCAUCAGUUUCUCCCCCAUCAGUUUCUCCCCCAUCAGUUUCUCCCCAUCAGUUUCUCCCCCAUCAGUUUCUCCCCAUCAGUUUCUCCCCCAUCAGUUUCUCCCAUCGUUUCUCCCAUCAGUUUCUCCCCAUCAGUUUCUCCCCCAUCAGUUUCUCCCCCAUCAGUUUCUCCCCCCAUCAGUUUCUCCCCCCAUCAGUUUCUCCCCAUCAGUUUCUCCCCCAUCAGUUUCUCCCCCAUCAGUUUCUCCCCCAUCAGUUUCUCCCCCAUCAGUUUCUCCCCCAUCAGUUUCUCCCCCAUCAGUUUCUCCCCCAAUCAGUUUCUCCCCCAUCAGUUUCUCCCCCAUCAGUUUCUCCCCCAUCAGUUUCUCCCCAUCAGUUUCUCCCCCAUCAGUUUCUCCCCCAUCAGUUUCUCCCCCAUCAGUUUCUCCCCAUCAGUUUCUCCCCCAUCAGUUUCUCCCCCAUCAGUUUCUCCCCCAUCAGUUUCUCCCCAUCAGUUUCUCCCCCAUCAGUUUCUCCCCCAUCAGUUUCUCCCCCAUCAGUUUCUCCCCCAUCAGUUUCUCCCCCAUCAGUUUCUCCCCCAUCAGUUUCUCCCCCAUCAGUUUCUCCCCCAUCAGUUUCUCCCCCAUCAGUUUCUCCCCAUCAGUUUCUCCCCCAUCAGUUUCUCCCCAUCAGUUUCUCCCCAUCAGUUCUCCCCCAUCAGUUUCUCCCCCAUCAGUUUCUCCCCAUCAGUUUCUCCCCCAUCAGUUUCUCCCCCAUCAGUUUCUCCCCCAUCAGUUUCUCCCCAUCAGUUUCUCCCCCAUCAGUUUCUCCCCCAUCAGUUUCUCCCCCAUCAGUUUCUCCCCCAUCAGUUUCUCCCCAUCAGUUUCUCCCCAUCAGUUUCUCCCCAUCAGUUUCUCCCCCAUCAGUUUCUCCCCCAUCAGUUUCUCCCCCAUCAGUUUCUCCCCCAUCAGUUUCUCCCCAUCAGUUUCUCCCCCAUCAGUUUCUCCCCCAUCAGUUUCUCCCCCAUCAGUUUCUCCCCCAUCAGUUUCUCCCCAUCAGUUUCUCCCCCAUCAGUUUCUCCCCCAUCAGUUUCUCCCCCAUCAGUUUUCUCCCCCAUCAGUUUCUCCCCCAUCAGUUUCUCCCCCAUCAGUUUCUCCCCAUCAGUUUCUCCCCAUCAGUUUCUCCCCCAUCAGUUUCUCCCCCAUCAGUUUCUCCCCAUCAGUUUCUCCCCCAUCAGUUUCUCCCCAUCAGUUUCUCCCCCAUCAGUUUUCUCCCCAUCAGUUUCUCCCCCAUCAGUUUCUCCCCAUCAGUUUCUCCCCAUUCAGUUUCUCCCCAUCAGUUUUCUCCCCCAUCAGUUUCUCCCCCAUCAGUUCUCCCCCAUCAGUUUCUCCCCCAUCAGUUUCUCCCCAUCAGUUUCUCCCCCAUCAGUUUCUCCCCCAUCAGUUUCUCCCCAUCAGUUUCUCCCCCAUCUGUUUUCUUUCUCCCCCAUCAGUUAUCUCCCCCAUCAGUUUCUCCCCAUCAGUUUCUCCCCCAUCAGUUUCUCCCCCCAUCAGUUUUCUCCCCAUCAGUUUCUCCCCCAUCAGUUUCUCCCCAUCAGUUUCUCCCCCAAUCAGUUUCUCCCCAUCAGUUUCUCCCCCAUCAGUUUCUCACCCAUCAGUUUCUCCCCAUCAGUUUCUCCCCCAUCAGUUUCUCCCCAUCAGUUUCUCCCCCAUCAGUUUCUCCCCCAUCAGUUUCUCCCCCAUCAAUUUCUCCCAUAUGGUUUCUCCCCAUCAGUUUCUCCCCCAUCAGUUCUCCCCCAUCAGUUUCUCCCCCAUCAAUUUCUCCCCCAUCAGUUUCUCCCCAUCAGUUUCCCCCAUCAGUUUCUCCCCCACAGUUUCUCCCCCAUCAGUUUCUCCCCCAUCAGUUUCUCCCCCAUCAGUUUCUCCCCCAUCAGUUUCUCCCCCAUCAGUUUCUCCCCAUCAGUUUCUCCCCCAUCAGUUUCUCCCCAUCAGUUUCUCCCCAUCAGUUACUCCCCCAUCAGUUUCUCCCCAUCAGUUUCUCCCCAUCAGUUUCUCCCCAUCAGUUUCUCCCCCAUCAGUUUCUCCCCCAUCAGUUUCUCCCCCAUCAGUUUCUCCCCCAUCAGUUUCUCCCCCAUCAGUUUCUCCCCCAUCAGUUUCUCCCCCAUCAGUUUCUCCCCCAUCAGUUUCUCCCCAUCAGUUUCUCCCCCAUCAGUUCUCCCCCAUCAGUUUCUCCCCAUCAGUUUCUCCCCCAUCAGUUUCUCCCCCAUCAGUUUCUCCCCAUCAGUUUCUCCCCCAUCAGUUUCUCCCCCCAUCAGUUUCUCCCCCAUCAGUUUCUCCCCAUCAGUUUCUCCCCCAUCAGUUUCUCCCCCCAUCAGUUUCUCCCCAUCAGUUUCUCCCCAUCAGUUUCUCCCCCAUCAGUUUCUCCCCCAUCAGUUUCUCCCCCAUCAGUUUCUCCCCAUCAGUUUCUCCCCCAUCAGUUUCUCCCCCAUCAGUUUCUCCCCAUCAGUUUCUCCCCCAUCAGUUUCUCCCCCAUCAGUUUCUCCCCAUCAGUUUCUCCCCAUCAGGUUUCUCCCCCAUCAGUUUCUCCCCAUCAGUUUCUCCCCCAUCCCAGUUUCUCCCCCAUCAGUUUCUCCCCCAUCAGUUUCUCCCCCAUCAGUUUCUCCCCAUCAGUUUCUCCCCAUCAGUUUCUCCCCCAUCAGUUUCUCCCCCAUCAGUUUCUCCCCCAUCAGUUUCUCCCCCAUCAGUUUCUCCCCAUCAGUUUCUCCCCCAUCAGUUUCUCCCCAUCAGUUCUCCCCAUCAGUUUCUCCCCAUCAGUUUCUCCCCAUCAGUUUCUCCCCCAUCAGUUUCUCCCCAUCAGUUUCUCCCCCAUCAGUUUCUCCCCCAUCAGUUUCUUCCCCCAUCAGUUUCUCCCCAUCAGUUUCUCCCCAUCAGUUUUCUCCCCCAUCAGUUUCUCCCCAUCAGUUUCUCCCCCAUCAGUUUCUCCCCAUCAGUUUCUCCCCCAUCAGUUUCUCCCCCAUCAGUUUCUCCCCCAUCAGUUUUCUCCCCCAUCAGUUUCUCCCCCAUCAGUUUUCUCCCCCAUCAGUUUCUCCCCCAUCAGUUUCUCCCCCAUCAGUUUCUCCCCCCAUCAGUUUCUCCCCCAUCAGUUUCUCCCCAUCAGUUUCUCCCCCAUCAGUUUCUCCCCCAUCAGUUUCUCCCCCAUCAGUUUCUCCCCAUCAGUUUCUCCCCCAUCAGUUUCUCCCCCAUCAGUUUCUCCCCCAUCAGUUUCUCCCCCAUCAGUUUCUCCCCCAUCAGUUUUCCCCAUCAGUUUCUCCCCAUCAGUUUCUCCCCAUCAGUUUCUCCCCCAUCAGUUUCUCCCCCAUCAGUUUCUCCCAUCAGUUUCUCCCCCAUCAGUUUCUCCCAUCAGUUUCUCCCCAUCAGUUUCUCCCCCAUCAGUUUCUCCCCCAUCAGUUUCUCCCCCAUCAGUUUCUCCCCAUCAGUUUCUCCCCCAUCAGUUUCUCCCCCAUCAGUUUCUCCCCCAUCAGUUUCUCCCCAUCAGUUUCUCCCCAUCAGUUCUCCCCCAUCAAGUUUCUCCCCCAUCAGUUUCUCCCCCAUCAGUUUCUCCCCCAUCAGUUUCUCCCCAUCAGUUUCUCCCCAUCAGUUUCUCCCCCAUCAGUUUCUCCCCAUCAGUUUCUCCCCCAUCAGUUUCUCCCCCAUCAGUUUCUCCCCAUCAUUUUCUCCCCAUCAGUAGUUUCUCCCCCCAUCAGUUUCUCCCCAUCAGUUUCUCCCCAUCAGUUUCUCCCCAUCAGUUUUUUCCCCAUCAGUUUCUCCCCCAUCAGUUUCUCCCCCAUCAGUUUCUCCCCCAUCAGUUUCUCCCCAUCAGUUUCUCCCCAUCAGUUUCUCCCCAUCAGUUUCUCCCCCAUCAGGUUUCUCCCCCAUCAGUUUCUCCCCCAUCAGUUUCUCCCCCAUCAGGUUUCUCCCCCAUCAGUUUCUCCCCAUCAGUUUCUCCCCAUCAGUUUCUCCCCCAUCAGUUUCUCCCCAUCAGUUUCUCCCCAUCAGGUUAUUUCUCCCCCAUCAGUUUCUCCCCCAUCAGUUUCUCCCCCAUCAGUUUCUCCCCCAUCAGUUUCUCCCCAUCAGUUUCUCUCCCCAUCAGUUUCUCCCCCAUCAGUUUCUCCCCCAUCAGUUUCUCCCCCAUCAGUUUCUCCCCCAUCAGUUUCUCCCCCAUCAGUUUCUCCCCAUCAGUUUCUCCCCCAUCAGUUUCUCCCCCAUCAGUUUCUCCCCCAUCAGUUUCUCCCCCAUCAGUUUCUCCCCCAUCAGUUUCUCCCCCAUCAGUUUCUCCCCCAUCAGUUUCUCCCCCAUCAGUUUCUCCCCCAUCAGUUUCUCCCCAUCAGUUUCUCCCCCAUCAGUUUCUCCCCCAUCAGUUUCUCCCCCAUCAGUUUCUCCCCCAUCAGUUUCUCCCCAUCAGUUUCUCCCCCAUCAGUUUCUCCCCAUCAGUUUCUCCCUCAUCAGUUUCUCCCCCAUCAGUUUCUCCCCCAUCAGUUUCUCCCCCAUCAGUUUCUCCCCCUUCAUCAGUUUCUCCCCAUCAGUUUCUCCCCCCUCAGUUCUCCCCAUCAGUUUCUCCCCCAUCAGUUUCUCCCCCAUCAGUUUCUCCCCCAUCAGUUUCUCCCCAUCAGUUUCUCCCCAUCAGUUUCUCCCCCAUCAGUUUCUCCCCCAUCAGUUUCUCCCCCAUCAGUUUCUCCCCCAUCAGUUUCUCCCCAUCAGUUUCUCCCCCAUCAGUUUCUCCCCCAUCAGUUUCUCCCCCAUCAGUUUCUCCCCCAUCAGUUCUCCCCCAUCAGUUUCUCCCCAUCAGUUUCUCCCCCAUCAGUUUCUCCCCAUCAGUUUCUCCCCCAUCAGUUUCUCCCCAUCAGUUUCUCCCCCAUCAGUUUCUCCCCCAUCAGUUUCUCCCCAUCAGUUUCUCCCCAUCAGUUUCUCCCCCAUCAGUUUCUCCCCCAUCAGUUUCUCCCCAUCAGUUUCUCCCCCAUCAGUUUCUCCCCCAUCAGUUUCUCCCCCAUCAGUUUCUCCCCAUCAGUUUCUCCCCAAUCAGUUUCUCCCCCAUCAGUUUUCUCCCCAUCAGUUUCUCCCCCAUCAGUUUCUCCCCAUCAGUUUCUCCCCAUCAGUUUCUCCCCCAUCAGUUUCUCCCCCAUCAGUUUCUCCCCCAUCAGUUUCUCCCCCAUCAGUUUCUCCCCCAUCAGUUUCUCCCCAUCAGUUUCUCCCCCAUCAGUUUCUCCCCCAUCAGUUUCUCCCCCAUCAGUUUCUCCCCAUCAGUUUCUCCCAUCAGUUUCUCCCCAUCAGUUUCUCCCCCAUCAGUUUCUCCCCCAUCAGUUUCUCCCCCAUCAGUUUCUCCCCAUCAGUUUCUCCCCCAUCAGUUUCUCCCCAUCAGUUUCUCCCCCAUCAGUUUCUCCCCCAUCAGUUUCUCCCCCAUCAGUUUCUCCCCCAUCAGUUUCUCCCCAUCAGUUUCUCCCCAUCAGUUUCUCCCCCAUCAGUUUCUCCCCCAUCAGUUUCUCCCCCAUCAGUUUCUCCCCCAUCAGUUUUCUCCCCCAUCAGUUUUCUCCCCCAUCAGUUUCUCCCCAUCAGUUUCUCCACAGCAGUUUCUCCCCCAUCAGUUUCUCCCCCAUCAGUUUCUCCCCCAUCAGUUUCUCCCCCAUCAGUUUCUCCCCAUCAGUUUCUCCCCCAUCAGUUUCUCCCCAUCAGUUACUCCCCCAUCAGUUUCUCCCCCAUCAGUUUCUCCCCCAUCAGUUUCUCCCCAUCAGUUUUCUCCCCCAUCAGUUUCUCCCCCAUCAAUUUCUCCCCCAUCAGUUUCUCCCCCAUCAGUUUCUCCCCCAUCAGUUUCUCCCCCAUCAGUUUCUCCCCCAUCAGUUUCUCCCCCAUCAGUUUCUCCCCAUCAGUUUCUCCCCCAUCAGUUUCUCCCCAUCAGUUUCUCCCCCAUCAGUUUCUCCCCAUCAGUUUCUCCCCCAUCAGUUUCUCCCCCAUCAGUUUCUCCCCCAUCAGUUUCUCCCCCAUCAGUUUCUCCCCCAUCAGUUUCUCCCCAUCAGUUUCUCCCCCCAUCAGUUUCUCCCCCAUCAGUUUCUCCCCAUCAGUUUCUCCCCAUCAGUUUCUCCCCCAUCAGUUUCUCCCCAUCAGUUUCUCCCCCAUCAGUUUCUCCCCCAUCAGUUUCUCCCCCAUCAGUUUCUCCCCAUCAGUUUCUCCCCAUCAGUUUCUCCCCAUCAGUUUCUCCCCCAUCAGUUUCUCCCCCAUCAGUUUCUCCCCCAUCAGUUUCUCCCCCAUCAGUUUCUCCCCUCAGUUUCUCCCCAUCAGUUUCUCCCCAAUCAUUUCUCCCCCAUCAGUUUCUCCCCCAUCAGUUUCUCCCCAUCAGUUUCUCCCCCAUCAGUUUCUCCCCCAUCAGUUUCUCCCCAUCAGUUUCUCCCCCAUCAGUUUCUCCCCCAUCAGUUUCUCCCCCAUCAGUUUCUCCCCCAUCAGUUUCUCCCCCAUCAGUUUCUCCCCAUCAGUUUCUCCCCAUCAGUUUCUCCCCCAUCAGUUUCUCCCCCAUCAGUUUCUCCCCCAUCAGUUUCUCCCCCAUCAGUUUCCUCCCCAUCAGUUUCUCCCCCAUCAGUUUCUCCCCAUCAGUUUCUCCCCCAUCAGUUUCUCCCCAUCAGUUUCUCCCCCAUCAGUUUCUCCCCCAUCAGUUUCUCCCCCAUCAGUUUCUCCCCCAUCAGUUUCUCCCCAUCAGUUUCUCCCCCAUCAGUUUCUCCCCCAUCAGUUUCUCCCCCAUCAGUUUCUCCCCCAUCAGUUUCUCCCCCAUCAGUUUCUCCCCAUCAGUUUCUCCCCCAUCAGUUUCUCCCCCAUCAUUUCUCCCCCAUCAGUUUCUCCCCCAUCAGUUUCUCCCCCAUCAGUUUCUCCCCCAUCAGUUUCUCCCCCAUCAGUUUCUCCCCCAUCAGUUUCUCCCCAUCAGUUUCUCCCCAUCAGUUUCUCCCCCAUCAGUUUCUCCCCAUCAGUUUCUCCCCCAUCAGUUUCUCCCCAUCAGUUUCUCCCCCAUCAGUUUUCUCCCCCAUCAGUUUCUCCCCCAUCAGUUUCUCCCCCAUCAGUUUCUCCCCCAUCAGUUUCUCCCCAUCAGUUUCUCCCCCAUCAGUUUCUCCCCCAUCAGUUUCUCCCCCAUCAGUUUCUCCCCAUCAGUUUCUCCCCAUCAGUUUCUCCCCCAUCAGUUUCUCCCCCAUCAGUUUCUCCCCCAUCAGUUUCUCCCCCAUCAGUUUCUCCCCAUCAGUUUCUCCAUCAGUUUCUCCCCAUCAGUUUCUCCCCCAUCAGUUUCUCCCCCAUCAGUUUCUCCCCCAUCAGUUUCUCCCCCAUCAGUUUCUCCCCAUCAGUUUCUCCCAUCAGUUUCUCCCCCAUCAGUUUCUCCCCCAUCAGUUUCUCCCCCAUCAGUUUCUCCCCCAUCAGUUUCUACCCCAUCAGUUUCUCCCCCAUCAGUUUCUCCCCAUCAGUUUCUCCCCAUCAGUUUCUCCCCAUCAGUUUCUCCCCCAUCAGUUUCUCCCCCAUCAGUUUCUCCCCCAUCAGUUUCUCCCCCAUCAGUUUCUCCCCCAUCAGUUUCUCCCCAUCAGUUUCUCCCCAUCAGUUUCUCCCCAUCAGUUUCUCCCCCAUCAGUUUCUCCCCAUCAGUUUCUCCCCCAUCAGUUCUCCCCCAUGCCGGUUCUCCCCCAUCAGUUUCUCCCCAUCAGUUUCUCCCCCAUCAGUUCUCCCCCAUCAGUUUCUCCCCCAUCAGUUUUCUCUUCCCCCAUCAGUUCUCCCCAUCAGUUUCUCCCCAUCAGUUUCUCCCCCAGCAGUUUCUCCCCCAUCAGUUUCUCCCCCAUCAGUUUCUCCCCAUCAGUUUCUCCCCAUCAGUUUCCCAUCAGUUUCUCCCCCAUCAGUUUCUCCCCCCAUCAGUUUCUCCCCCAUCAGUUUCUCCCCCCAUCAGUUUCUCCCCCAUCAGUUUCUCCCCCAUCAGUUUCUCCCCCAUCAGUUUCUCCCCAUCAGUUUCUCCCCAUCAGUUUCUCCCCAUCAGUUUCUCCCCCAUCAGUUUCUCCCCCAUCAGUUUCUCCCCCAUCAGUUUCUCCCCCAUCAGUUUCUCCCCAUCAGUUUCUCCCCCAUCAGUUUCUCCCCAUCAGUUUCUCCCCCAUCAGUUUCUCCCCCAUCAGUUUCUCCCCCAUCAGUUUCUCCCAUCAGUUUCUCCCCCAUCAGUUUCUCCCCCAUCAGUUUCUCCCCCAUCAGUUUCUCCCCCAUCAGUUUCUCCCCAUCAGUUUCUUCCCCAUCAGUUUCUCCCCCAUCAGUUUUCCAUCAUUUCUCCCCAUCAGUUUCUCCCCAUCAGUUUCUCCCCCAUCAGUUUCUCCCCCAUCAGUUUCUCCCCCAUUCAGUUUCUCCACCCAUCAGUUUCUCCCCAUCAGUUUCUCCCCCAUCAGUUUCUCCCCCAUCAGUUUCUCCCCCAUCAGUUUCUCCCCCAUCAGUUUCUCCCCCAUCAGUUUCUCCCCCAUCAGUUUCUCCCCAUCAGUUUCUCCCCCAUCAGUUUCUCCCUCCCCAUCAGUUUCUCCCCCAUCAGUUUCUCCACAGCAGUUUCUCCCCCAUCAGUUUCUCCACAGCAGUUUCUCCCCCAUCAGUUUCUCCACAGCAGUUUCUCCCCAUCAGUUUCUCCCCCAUCAGUUUCUCCCCCAUCAGUUUCUCCCCAUCAGUUUCUCCCCCAUCAGUUUCUCCACAGCAGUUUCUCCCCCAUCAGUUUCUCCACAGCAGUUUCUCCCCCAUCAGUUUCUCCACAGCAGUUUCUCCACCAUCAGUUUCUCCACAGCAGUUUCUCCCCCAUCAGUUUCUCCACAGCAGUUUCUCCCCCAUCAGUUUCUCCACAGCAGUUUCUCCCCAUCAGUUUCUCCCCCAUCAGUUUCUCCCCCAUCAGUUUCUCCCCCAUCAGUUUCUCCCCCAUCAGUUUCUCCCCCAUCAGUUUCUCCCCCAUCAGUUUCUCCCCAUCAGUUUCUCCCCCAUCAGUUUCUCCCCCAUCAGUUUCUCCCCAUCAGUUUCUCCCCAUCAGUUUCUCCCCCAUCAGUUUCUCCCCCAUCAGUUUCUCCCCCAUCAGUUUCUCUCCAUCAGUUUCUCCCCCAUCAGUUUCUCCACAGCAGUUUCUCCCCCAUCAGUUUCUCCACAGCAGUUUCUCCCCCAUCAGUUUCUCCCCCAUCAGUUUCUCCCCCAUCAGUUUCUCCCCCAUCAGUUUCUCCCCAUCAGUUUCUCCCCCAUCAGUUUCUCCCCAUCAGUUUCUCCCCAUCAGUUUCUCCCCCAUCAGUUUCUCCCCCAUCAGUUUUCUCCCCCAUCAGUUUCUCCCCCAUCAGUUUCUCCCCAUCAGUUUCUCCCCAUCAGUUUCUCCCCCAUCAGUUUCUCCCCCAUCAGUUUCUCCCCCAUCAGUUUCUCCCCCAUCAGGUUCUCCCCCAUCAGUUUCUCCCCCAUCAGUUUCUCCCCCAUCAGUUUUCUCCCCAUCAGUUUCUCCCCCAUCAGUUUCUCCCCCAUCAGUUUCUACCCCAUCAGUUUCUCCCCCAUCAGUUUCUCCCCAUCAGUUUCUCCCCAUCAGUUUCUCCCCCAUCAGUUUCUCCCCCAUCAGUUUCUCCCCCAUCAGUUUCUCCCCCAUCAGUUUCUCCCCAUCAGUUUCUCCCCCAUCAGUUUCUCCCCAUCAGUUUCUCCCCCAUCAGUUUCUCCCCAUCAGUUUCUCCCCCAUCAGUUUCUCCCCCAUCAGUUUCUCCCCCAUCAGUUUCUCCCCCAUCAGUUUCUCCCCAUCAGUUUCUCCCCCAUCAGUUUCUCCCCAUCAGUUACUCCCCCAUCAGUUUCUCCCCCAUCAGUUUCUCCCCCAUCAGUUUCUCCCCAUCAGUUUCUCCCCCAUCAGUUUCUCCCCCAUCAGUUUCUCCCCCAUCAGUUUCUCCCCCAUCAGUUUCUCCCCCAUCAGUUUCUCCCCCAUCAGUUUCUCCCCCAUCAGUUUCUCCCCCAUCAGUUUCUCCCCAUCAGUUUCUCCCCCAUCAGUUUCUCCCCAUCAGUUUCUCCCCCAUCAGUUUCUCCCCAUCAGUUUCUCCCCCAUCAGUUUCUCCCCCAUCAGUUUCUCCCCCAUCAGUUUCUCCCCCAUCAGUUUCUCCCCCAUCAGUUUCUCCCCAUCAGUUUCUCCCCCAUCAGUUUCUCCCCCAUCAGUUUCUCCCCCAUCAGUUUCUCCCCAUCAGUUUCUCCCCCAUCAGUUUCUCCCCAUCAGUUUCUCCCCCAUCAGUUUCUCCCCCAUCAGUUUCUCCCCCAUCAGUUUCUCCCCAUCAGUUUCUCCCCAUCAGUUUCUCCCCAUCAGUUUCUCCCCAUCAGUUUCUCCCCCAUCAGUUUCUCCCCCAUCAGUUUCUCCCCCAUCAGUUUCUCCCCAUCAGUUUCUCCCCAUCAGUUUCUCCCCAUCAGUUUCUCCCCCAUCAGUUUCUCCCCCAUCAGUUUCUCCCCCAUCAGUUUCUCCCCCAUCAGGUUUCUCCCCCAUCAGUUUCUCCCCAUCAGUUUCUCCCCCAUCAGUUUCUCCCCAUCAGUUUCUCCCCCAUCAGUUUCUCCCCCAUCAGUUUCUCCCCCAUCAGUUUCUCCCCCAUCAGUUUCUCCCCAUCAGUUUCUCCCCCAUCAGUUUCUCCCCCAUCAGUUUCUCCCCCAUCAGUUUCUCCCCCAUCAGUUUCUCCCCAUCAGUUUCUCCCCCAUCAGUUUCUCCCCCAUCAGUUUCUCCCCAUCAGUUUCUCCCCCAUCAGUUUCUCCCCAUCAGUUUCUCCCCCAUCAGUUUCUCCCCCAUCAGUUUCUCCCCCAUCAGUUUCUCCCCCAUCAGUUUCUCCCCCAUCAGUUUCUCCCCCAUCAGUUUCUCCCCCAUCAGUUUCUCCCCCAUCAGUUUCUCCCCAUCAGUUUCUCCCCCAUCAGUUUCUCCCCCAUCAGUUUCUCCCCCAUCAGUUUCUCCCCCAUCAGUUUCUCCCCCAUCAGUUUCUCCCCAUCAGUUUCUCCCCCAUCAGUUUCUCCCCCAUCAGUUUCUCCCCCAUCAGUUUCUCCCCCAUCAGUUUCUCCCCAUCAGUUUCUCCCCCAUCAGUUUCUCCCCCAUCAGUUUCUCCCCCAUCAGUUUCUCCCCCAUCAGUUUCUCCCCCAUCAGUUUCUCCCCCAUCAGUUUCUCCCCCAUCAGUUUCUCCCCAUCAGUUUCUCCCCAUCAGUUUCUCCCCAUCAGUUUCUCCCCCAUCAGUUUCUCCCCCAUCAGUUUCUCCCCCAUCAGUUUCUCCCCAUCAGUUUCUCCCCCAUCAGUUUCUCCCCCAUCAGUUUCUCCCCCAUCAGUUUCUCCCCCAUCAGUUUCUCCCCAUCAGUUUCUCCCCCAUCAGUUUCUCCCCAUCAGUUUCUCCCCCAUCAGUUUCUCCCCAUCAGUUUCUCCCCCAUCAGUUUCUCCCCCAUCAGUUUCUCCCCAUCAGUUUCUCCCCAUCAGUUUCUCCCCAUCAGUUUCUCCCCAUCAGUUUCUCCCCCAUCAGUUUCUCCCCCAUCAGUUUCUCCCCCAUCAGUUUCUCCCCCAUCAGUUUCUCCCCCAUCAGUUUCUCCCCAUCAGUUUCUCCCCCAUCAGUUUCUCCCCCAUCAGUUUCUCCCCCAUCAGUUUCUCCCCCAUCAGUUUCUCCCCCAUCAGUUUCUCCCCCAUCAGUUUCUCCCCAUCAGUUUCUCCCCAUCAGUUUCUCCCUCCCCAUCAGUUUCUCCCCCAUCAGUUUCUCCACAGCAGUUUCUCCCCCAUCAGUUUCUCCACAGCAGUUUCUCCCCCAUCAGUUUCUCCACAGCAGUUUCUCCCCAUCAGUUUCUCCCCCAUCAGUUUCUCCCCCAUCAGUUUCUCCCCAUCAGUUUCUCCCCCAUCAGUUUCUCCACAGCAGUUUCUCCCCCAUCAGUUUCUCCACAGCAGUUUCUCCCCCAUCAGUUUCUCCACAGCAGUUUCUCCACCAUCAGUUUCUCCACAGCAGUUUCUCCCCCAUCAGUUUCUCCACAGCAGUUUCUCCCCCAUCAGUUUCUCCACAGCAGUUUCUCCCCAUCAGUUUCUCCCCCAUCAGUUUCUCCCCCAUCAGUUUCUCCCCCAUCAGUUUCUCCCCCAUCAGUUUCUCCCCCAUCAGUUUCUCCCCCAUCAGUUUCUCCCCAUCAGUUUCUCCCCCAUCAGUUUCUCCCCCAUCAGUUUCUCCCCAUCAGUUUCUCCCCAUCAGUUUCUCCCCCAUCAGUUUCUCCCCCAUCAGUUUCUCCCCCAUCAGUUUCUCUCCAUCAGUUUCUCCCCCAUCAGUUUCUCCACAGCAGUUUCUCCCCCAUCAGUUUCUCCACAGCAGUUUCUCCCCCAUCAGUUUCUCCCCCAUCAGUUUCUCCCCCAUCAGUUUCUCCCCCAUCAGUUUCUCCCCAUCAGUUUCUCCCCCAUCAGUUUCUCCCCAUCAGUUUCUCCCCCAUCAGUUUCUCCCCAUCAGUUUCUCCCCCAUCAGUUUCUCCCCCAUCAGUUUCUCCCCCAUCAGUUUCUCCCCCAUCAGUUUCUCCCCCAGCAGUUUCUCCACAGCAGUUUCUCCACAGCAGUUUCUCCACAGCAGUUUCUCCACAGCAGUUUCUCCACAGCAGUUUCUCCACAGCAGUUUCUCCACAGCAGUUUCUCCAGAGCAGUUUCUCCACAGCAGUUUCUCCACAGCAGUUUCUCCACAGCAGUUUCUCCACAGCAGUUUCUCCAGAGCAGUUUCUCCACAACAGUUUCUCCACAGCAGUUUCUCCACAGCAGUUUCUCCACAGCAGUUUCUCCACAGCAGUUUCUCCACAUCAGUUUCUCCACAGCAGUUUCUCCACAGCAGUUUCUCCACAGCAGUUUCUCCCCAUCAGUUUCUCCACAGCAGUUUCUCCCCAUCAGUUUCUCCACAGCAGUUUCUCCACAGCAGUUUCUCCACAGCAGUUUCUCCACAGCAGUUUCUCCACAGCAGUUUCUCCACAGCAGUUUCUCCACAGCAGUUUCUCCAGAGCAGUUUCUCCACAGCAGUUUCUCCACAGCAGUUUCUCCACAGCAGUUUCUCCACAGCAGUUUCUCCACAGCAGUUUCUCCACAGCAGUUUCUCCACAGCAGUUUCUCCACAGCAGUUUCUCCACAGCAGUUUCUCCACAGCAGUUUCUCCACAGCAGUUUCUCCACAGCAGUUUCUCCACAGCAGUUUCUCCACAGCAGUUUCUCCACAGCAGUUUCUCCACAGCAGUUUCUCCACAGCAGUUUCUCCACAGCAGUUUCUCCCCAUCAGUUUCUCCACAGCAGUUUCUCCCCAUCAGUUUCUCCACAGCAGUUUCUCCCCAUCAGUUUCUCCACAGCAGUUUCUCCCCAUCAGUUUCUCCACAGCAGUUUCUCCCCAUCAGUUUCUCCACAGCAGUUUCUCCACAGCAGUUUCUCCACAGCAGUUUCUCCACAGCAGUUUCUCCACAGCAGUUUCUCCACAGCAGUUUCUCCCCAUCAUUUCUCCACAGCAGUUUCUCCACAGCAGUUUCUCCAGAGCAGUUUCUCCACAGCAGUUUCUCCACAGCAGUUUCUCCACAGCAGUUUCUCCACAGCAGUUUCUCCAGAGCAGUUUCUCCACAGCAGUUUCUCCACAGCAGUUUCUCCACAGCAGUUUCUCCACAGCAGUUUCUCCACAGCAGUUUCUCCACAGCAGUUUCUCCACAGCAGUUUCUCCACAGCAGUUUCUCCACAGCAGUUUCUCCACAGCAGUUUCUCCACAGCAGUUUCUCCACAGCAGUUUCUCCACAGCAGUUUCUCCACAGCAGUUUCUCCACAGCAGUUUCUCCACAGCAGUUUCUCCACAGCAGUUUCUCCACAGCAGUUUCUCCACAGCAGUUUCUCCACAGCAGUUUCUCCACAGCAGUUUCUCCACAGCAGUUUCUCCACAGCAGUUUCUCCACAGCAGUUUCUCCCCAUCAGUUUCUCCACAGCAGUUUCUCCCCAUCAGUUUCUCCACAGCAGUUUCUCCCCAUCAGUUUCUCCACAGCAGUUUCUCCCCAUCAGUUUCUCCACAGCAGUUUCUCCCCAUCAGUUUCUCCACAGCAGUUUCUCCACAGCAGUUUCUCCACAGCAGUUUCUCCACAGCAGUUUCUCCACAGCAGUUUCUCCACAGCAGUUUCUCCCCAUCAGUUUCUCCACAGCAGUUUCUCCCCAUCAGUUUCUCCACAGCAGUUUCUCCACAGCAGUUUCUCCAGAGCAGUUUCUCCACAGCAGUUUCUCCACAGCAGUUUCUCCACAGCAGUUUCUCCACAGCAGUUUCUCCAGAGCAGUUUCUCCACAGCAGUUUCUCCACAGCAGUUUCUCCACAGCAGUUUCUCCACAGCAGUUUCUCCACAGCAGUUUCUCCACAGCAGUUUCUCCACAGCAGUUUCUCCACAGCAGUUUCUCCACAGCAGUUUCUCCACAGCAGUUUCUCCCCAUCAGUUUCUCCACAGCAGUUUCUCCCCAUCAGUUUCUCCACAGCAGUUUCUCCACAGCAGUUUCUCCAGAGCAGUUUCUCCACAGCAGUUUCUCCACAGCAGUUUCUCCACAGCAGUUUCUCCACAGCAGUUUCUCCAGAGCAGUUUCUCCACAGCAGUUUCUCCACAGCAGUUUCUCCACAGCAGUUUCUCCACAGCAGUUUCUCCACAGCAGUUUCUCCACAGCAGUUUUCUCCACAGCAGUUUCUCCACAGCAGUUUCUCCACAGCAGUUUCUCCACAGCAGUUUCUCCACAGCAGUUUCUCCACAGCAGUUUCUCCACAGCAGUUUCUCCACAGCAGUUUCUCCACAGCAGUUUCUCCACAGCAGUUUCUCCACAGCAGUUUCUCCACAGCAGUUUCUCCACAGCAGUUUCUCCACAGCAGUUUCUCCACAGCAGUUUCUCCACAGCAGUUUCUCCACAGCAGUUUCUCCACAGCAGUUUCUCCACAGCAGUUUCUCCACAGCAGUUUCUCCACAGCAGUUUCUCCACAGCAGUUUCUCCACAGCAGUUUCUCCACAGCAGUUUCUCCACAGCAGUUUCUCCACAGCAGUUUCUCCACAGCAGUUUCUCCACAGCAGUUUCUCCACAGCAGUUUCUCCACAGCAGUUUCUCCACAGCAGUUUCUCCACAGCAGUUUCUCCACAGCAGUUUCUCCAGAGCAGUUUCUCCACAGCAGUUUCUCCACAGCAGUUUCUCCACAUCAGUUUCUCCACAGCAGUUUCUCCACAGCAGUUUCUCCACAGCAGUUUCUCCACAGCAGUUUCUCCACAGCAGUUUCUCCACAGCAGUUUCUCCACAGCAGUUUCUCCACAGCAGUUUCUCCAGAGCAGUUUCUCCACAGCAGUUUCUCCACAGCAGUUUCUCCACAGCAGUUUCUCCACAGCAGUUUCUCCACAGCAGUUUCUCCACAGCAGUUUCUCCACAGCAGUUUCUCCACAGCAGUUUCUCCACAGCAGUUUCUCCACAGCAGUUUCUCCACAGCAGUUUCUCCACAGCAGUUUCUCCACAGCAGUUUCUCCACAGCAGUUUCUCCACAGCAGUUUCUCCACAGCAGUUUCUCCACAGCAGUUUCUCCACAGCAGUUUCUCCACAGCAGUUUCUCCACAGCAGUUUCUCCACAGCAGUUUCUCCACAGCAGUUUCUCCACAGCAGUUUCUCCACAGCAGUUUCUCCACAGCAGUUUCUCCACAGCAGUUUCUCCACAGCAGUUUCUCCACAGUCAGUUUCUCCACAGCAGUUUCUCCACAGCAGUUUCUCCACAGCAGUUUCUCCACAGCAGUUUCUCCACAGCAGUUUCUCCACAGCAGUUUCUCCACAGCAGUUUCUCCACAGCAGUUUCUCCACAGCAGUUUCUCCACAGCAGUUUCUCCACAGCAGUUUCUCCACAGCAGUUUCUCCACAGCAGUUUCUCCACAGCAGUUUCUCCACAGCAGUUUCUCCACAGCAGUUUCUCCACAGCAGUUUCUCCACAGCAGUUUCUCCACAGCAGUUUCUCCACAGCAGUUUCUCCACAGCAGUUUCUCCACAGCAGUUUCUCCACAGCAGUUUCUCCACAGCAGUUUCUCCACAGCAGUUUCUCCACAGCAGUUUCUCCACAGCAGUUUCUCCACAGCAGUUUCUCCACAGCAGUUUCUCCACAGCAGUUUCUCCACAGCAGUUUCUCCACAGCAGUUUCUCCACAGCAGUUUCUCCACAGCAGUUUCUCCACAGCAGUUUCUCCACAGCAGUUUCUCCACAGCAGUUUCUCCACAGCAGUUUCUCCACAGCAGUUUCUCCACAGCAGUUUCUCCACAGCAGUUUCUCCACAGCAGUUUCUCCACAGCAGUUUCUCCACAGCAGUUUCUCCACAGCAGUUUCUCCACAGCAGUUUCUCCACAGCAGUUUCUCCACAGCAGUUUCUCCACAGCAGUUUCUCCACAGCAGUUUCUCCACAGCAGUUUCUCCACAGCAGUUUCUCCACAGCAGUUUCUCCACAGCAGUUUCUCCACAGCAGUUUCUCCACAGCAGUUUCUCCACAGCAGUUUCUCCACAGCAGUUUCUCCACAGCAGUUUCUCCACAGCAGUUUCUCCACAGCAGUUUCUCCUGGUCAUGGACAGGGAGGAAAGAGGGCGGGGAAGGGGCGCAUGGUCAUGUGCACCUCGGGCUCCUGCCACAACGUGCGCUCCUCCAACUCCCGAGGGGGUGAGUGGGAGCAGUGCCCUGCACACCACAUGCACUCUGCUCUGCACUCACCUGGAAGGAGAACGGCGUGA
Molecule: messenger RNA, 31635 nt
Organism: Closterium sp. Naga37s-1
Lineage: Eukaryota; Viridiplantae; Streptophyta; Zygnematophyceae; Desmidiales; Closteriaceae
Source: the annotation of a GenBank genome assembly